AUGGCAACCAAAGGACCGAUUGAGCUCUCUGUCGAAAACAAGAUCACCGAGGCUCUCAAGCCUUCCACACUUGAAAUUGUCAAUGAAAGCCACCUGCAUGCUGGCCAUGCUGCUAUGAGAGGAAAUACGAGCAACGAGACUCACUUUCGCAUCACCAUUGUGUCUGAAGAGUUUGAAGGCAAAUCCAUGAUGCAACGACAUCGCCUUGUAUACGGCCUUUUGAAUGAUGAAUUACAACAUGGUAUCCACGCCUUGUCUCUCAAGACCAAGACCCAAGCAGAGAUGGAUAAAGCAGCAGCAGCAUAG
Lichtheimia ornata is the source of this 306-nucleotide messenger RNA. RefSeq lists its product as uncharacterized. The transcript is spliced from 4 exons. The record is from RefSeq and is a predicted model, not a curated record. The coding region runs from base 1 to 306 and encodes 101 amino acids. NCBI's taxonomy places the organism in Eukaryota, Fungi, Mucoromycota, Mucoromycetes, Mucorales, Lichtheimiaceae.